AGAUCCAAUCAGGCGCGUGGACACUUCACACCUGGAGGAGAGACACGUGACUUUGAAGUCAAACUUGGACCAUGUUUUUUUUCUGUUUAUUUCAAAAUCAUGAACUAAAACUAGAAACUAAGAGCUGCAAACAGAUGCAGGAGUUUUUGGACGUUGAUGCAAUUAAACCACAGAUCCAUUUGAGGAGGAGGAGGAUGGGAGCCCGCGAGUCCACGACCCAAGAGCAAGAUGACGAAUCGGCCGAAGAUUUGUCCACUCUGAGCGAUGACCUCCUACAGGAUGUGGAGCCUCCUCUGUGUGCUGCUCACAUCGGCUCAGAACUGCAGAGACAGUUUGCCUUCAGACCAGGAGGGCGAGGUCUGAGCGGAGGACCCAUCAUCAUUUUCCCAGAAUUCCCAGAUUUCCAUGAGAUUCAGGAAGAAGAACUCCACAAUGUACUCGCCUACCUCACCUCUAUACACAGCGUGGCGUCUGGUGGACUGGGCUUCAUCCUGGUCAUCGACAGACGACUGGACCGAUGGGCCGCGGUCAAGAGCACGCUGCUACGGAUCGCAGAGUACUUUGGGACAGGACAGGUGCAGUCUGUGCUCGUCCUCAGACCCACGGCUCUGCUGCAGAGGACUCUGUCAGACUUCCUCUUCAAGUUCAACAGGGACGACUUCAGGAUGAAGGUGGUGAUGCUGAGCUCAGUGGCAGAGCUCCAUGCAUACAUCGCUCCAGGGCAACUGACCACGGAGCUGGGAGGGCAUCAGGAGUACAACCACGAGUGCUGGAUCUCACACAGAACGGCAAUCGAGGCGUUCGCUCUGAUGGUGAAGACGACGGCUCAGGCGUUGCAGUCGUUUGGGGCGGAGCUCGCAGAGACAGAGCUGCCCAAUGACGUGGAGAGCACCACGGCUCUGCUCAGGGGUCACGGGGUCAAGAAGGACGCCAUGAAGGAGGACCUCCAGGUGGCACUGUCUCAGGGCAAGAGGUUGUUGGAGUGUAUAAACGAGCCUCUGCAGGAGGACCCCGAGUACCACAUGACUCAGGAUGAGAUGGAGAACCUGCUCACCGUGCAGAGGUUACUGGGUCAGCUGGAUGAGACUGAGACGGCGUUUGAUGAUUUCUGGGAGAGACACAGGAUGAAGCUUGAGCAGUGUCUGCAGCUCAGGAACUUUGAGAUUAGGUUUAGAGAAGUUCGUACUCACCUGUCGUCUCUUUGGGAACGUGUGUCCAGUUUCUCUGAAGUCACUGUGAGUCCGGCUCAUGCUGAACAUGUUCUAAAGGAGCUGACCAUCAUCGAUGGCAGAGCUGCUGAGGUGUUGGACUUGGCCGGGUCUCUGGUCUCUGAGGGGGACUUUUUGAUCGCAAGCGCUCAUUAUGCUGAGGACUCCAUUCAUCCCAAAUGCUCCGAGCUCCAAGCGGUUUGUGAUGAUGUCAUGUCUGUGCUGAGGAGUAAGAAGAGCAGUGUGCUGAAGACUCUGGAGCUACACCGUGCUCUCGAGAAGGCGGCGCUGUGGUGUGAGGAGGGUGUCUUUCUUCUCGCAUCUCAACCUGUGGACCGCUGUCAGUCCCAGGACGGGGCAGAGGGGGCACUACAGGAGCUGGAGCGCUUCAUGGAGACGUCUCAUCUGCACACACUGAGCCACAGCGCCCUCUGCAGCCAGUAUGAGGCAGUGCUUACACCACAGCUCAGGGACCAGAUUGAGAAGGUUUUACAGAAGCAGACGUCGGUUCAGGACAUGUUUGACAAACGAAGGAUUUCUCUGAAGAAACUUGCAGCAAAACAAACCCGACCUGUGCAGCCUGUGGCCCCCAGACCAGAAGUCAAGUCCCCCCAGUCCUCCCCCAACACACAAAGGAAGGAGAGGAGGUUUUCAGCUGACAAUGCCAUCUGCAAAAAGGUGGAGUCUCCGGUGCAGAAUGGAUCGACGCGUCACGCCUCUCUGUCUGAGGAGGAAGAGAACCUGGCUGUGCUCAGACGUCAUGUGAUGAACGAGCUGCUGGAGACAGAGAGGGCCUAUGUGGACGAGCUGCUCUGUGUUCUAGAGGGUUAUGCAGCAGAGAUGGAAAACCCAGCCCUCUCCUCCCUCCUCCCCCCAACUCUUCUCUCAAAGAAGGACAUUCUGUUUGGGAACAUGUCCGAGAUCUACCACUUCCACAAAAGGACGUUUCUGAAGGAGCUGGAGGCCUACACAGACUGCCCUGAACUGGUGGGACGAUGCUUUUUAGAACGGAUGGAGGAGCUGCAGAUCUAUGAGGCAUACUGUCAGAACAAACCUCGCUCUGAGAGUCUAUGGAGGCAGUACUCAGACUGUGCCUUCUUCCAGGAGUGUCAGAAAAAGCUGGAGCACAAACUGGGUCUGGACUCAUAUCUGCUCAAGCCAGUGCAACGGAUUACAAAGUACCAGCUCCUGCUCAAGGAGCUGUUGAAGUACAGUAAAGGCUGUGAUGGUGCUGAUGACCUGCAGGUGGCACUCUCCUCUAUUCUGGGGAUCCUCAAAGCUGUGAAUGACUCAAUGCACCUCAUCGCGAUCACUGGGUAUGAGGGUAAUCUCUCAGAUCUGGGUCGGCUUCUGAUGCAGGGCUCCUUCAGCGUUUGGACCGAACAUAAAAAAGGUCAUGCAAAGGUCAAAGACUUGGCCCGAUUCAAACCCAUGCAACGACACUUGUUUCUCCACCAGAGGGCGCUACUGUUCUGUAAAAAGAGAGAGGAGAGCGGAGAGGGCUACGAAAAAGCUCCGUCAUACAGCUUUAAACACUCCCUCAGUAUGAGCGCUGUGGGCAUCACAGAAAACGCCAAAGGAGACAAUAAGAAGUUUGAGAUUUGGUGCAACUCCCGAGAUGAAGUCUUCAUCGUCCAGGCUCCCACAGCUGAGGUGAAGACUGCCUGGGUAAAUGAGAUCCGUAAAGUCCUGACUGAGCAGCUCCACGCCUUCAGAGAAGCGAGUCAACAGAAGAGCUCAGAAAUCAUGUCUCCAACACCAGCCUCCAACAGCCCCGUCUGCCUCAGUCCGUUCAGAAGCACUCAGAAAAACCAGAAGAACAAAGAAGAAAAGAAAAUGGAGUCCACGACCCCUUCAGAGUCCCCAAAACAAAAAGUGGCUCGGAGUCCGGGCAGUCUGACCCGGGUUCGUUGGAAGAGUAGCUCCAGUCUGAUCCAGAGCACAGGUUGGACUAAGCCCUCGAUGUCUGUGGACGUGUGUGAGGAGAAUGAUGGAUACUCGAGCGGAGAGGAGCCUCUGAACUCCGACACAGAAGAGGAGGGAGCCAAGAAACUGGCCCCGGGCCGGUACACUGUGCUCUGUGACUGUGACAAAACUGGAGCUCAGGAUUUAAGCGUGAAGAGCGGAGACACAGUGCAGCUCAUCAGAGAAGGACAAGACGGGCUGUGGUUUGUGAAGAACCUUCGCAGCAGCAGAGAGGGCUGGGUCCCUGCAGCAAACCUCCUCAGUCUCAUCUCACAGUCAAAGUCCUCUCAGUCCCUCAGCAGCUCCGAUGGCAGUGUCUCAGGGAACCUCAGCACUUCCUCCAGCUGCAGUGAGACCUACACCAGUUACUCUGACAUCAAACCAUAAAGCUUAAUUUAAAUGUUUAACACCAGGCUAAUCCAACAUCAAACUAGAAAAACAAAAUCUAGAAUAUUUAAAAUUGUUAAGAAUAUUAAGCUUAACAACUUAAAAAAAUACAUUUACAAUAUUAAAAGUCAAGUUGUGACCCUGUUUCUGUUGGUUCCUGAUGUAUAUGUAGCAUUAAUAUAAAAAACUGGAGAGAAAAUGAAUGUAUUCUUGUGUGAAAAUAAUGUUGAACACCACAAAUGCACUGUGAUGUGAAAUACUACGGAGGAGCAGACAGGAGCAGAUUAAGACUUGGUUUAGACCUGGUUUAGUCCCUGGUUUAGACCUGGUUUGGUCCUGAUUGAGACUGAGCUUAGGUUGUGCUUUAGUCCUGGUUUAGUCCUCAGUUUAGUCCUGGUUUAGACCCUGUUUUUUUUUCAUGAUUCAGUCUAGAAUUUAGUCUUGAUUGAGUCUUGUUUAGACUGUGUUUAGUCCUGGUUUAUUCCUAGUUUAGUUUCUGGUUAUAGUCCCUGGUUUAGUCCUUCAUUUAGCCCUUCGUUUAGUCCUGGCUCAAUCCUGGUUCAGUCCUGGUUUACGCUCCUGUCUCAUUCUCCAAACUGCACAGCUCAUUCACAGCACAUAUUAAUAAUGAAUAACACUGCAAUAGAAACUAAACGUGUUUCAAAACUGGACCUGGACCAUGACACGUUUCACUGUUUCUGUUCAAAUGUCCUGGUUUAUUUUGAAGCUGGUCUCUGCCUCUGGAUGAACUUAAAUAUGACUCUUAAUCCAAAUUUGCACUGAAAAUAAAAUGAAAAUGUAUUUAUUUUAUCAUGAAUUGUAAUUAUAGGGUGAAUGCAUUGUAAUUCUGAAACUGUUUACAGUUUAAGUUGUUUUCGCCUAAUUCAGUCAAAAAGCCUUGUCUUAAAUGUCAUAAAUGAUAUAUUUAUUUUUGAGUUUAUGUAAAAAUAUAUUUGAAAUUGAAUCACGGGGUUUCAGCUUCCUGUUGUUAUAGGUGACAUUUUGAGGACUUUUCACCUUUCAGAAGAUUAAUGAUUUUGUUUUAAAUUGGCGUUGCUAUGACAAAGGUCCUAUUAUUUCAUUAUUCUGAAAUCCAUGGAUAGGUAGAAACCAGCUUCCACUAACAAAUACUGUUUGUUACCAUGUUUGUCUUGCUUUAAAUGGCUAUAAAAUAAAUCUGGGGUUAGAAUUUACAUUUUUAAGAUCAAAUUUAGAUUUUAUAAUUCUAUUUUCCAAAUUUUAAAUAUUACCAACAGAAAAUCUAGUAAAUGAAAUCUAUUUUUACAGUAAAAAAAAAAAUUCUCCCAAGAUUCCACCCAAAUUUCUCUCAAAAAAAAGUCACAUUCUGCCCCAAAUCUUCAACUAUUGUCAUAUUAUGCUGACUUAUGUUUUGUUUUUGUUUUUUUUAAUAGUUCUGUAUGUUUUUAAAACAAAACACUGGACAAUAUCUUUGCAAAAAAAAAGUUUGUUGAUGCUGAAAUUUCCACAUCUCAAAUUGUGAAGUUGGAACUGUUACACUGAUACCUCACUGUGGUUUUCAAAUGCAUGUCAAAAAUCAUGUCCUGUCUGUGUGUCUACUUUAAAUUGCUCUUUUUUGAUUGUCAAAUACGUGUCAUGAUGUCGUGGACACAAGCUGAACUUUUCUGGUUGUUUUUUAUGCAGCACAUUGCAGCGAACAUGUCUUAUUUUCAUAUUUGUGUGAUAAAAGAAUUAUCUGUACAUUUGUAAAUAUGUAAUUCUAAUGUAUGUAAAACAAGACACAGCUUUAAUAAAGUUGAAAUGGUUUCCUU
Periophthalmus magnuspinnatus is the source of this 5350-nucleotide messenger RNA. RefSeq names its product guanine nucleotide exchange factor DBS-like. Gene Ontology annotation, cellular component: extrinsic component of membrane; cytoplasm. Gene Ontology annotation, biological process: intracellular signal transduction; positive regulation of Rho protein signal transduction. Lineage: Eukaryota; Metazoa; Chordata; Actinopteri; Gobiiformes; Gobiidae. Gene Ontology annotation, molecular function: guanyl-nucleotide exchange factor activity; protein binding. Bases 72 to 3560 code for a protein of 1162 amino acids. The transcript is spliced from 32 exons. The record is from RefSeq and is a predicted model, not a curated record.